AUGGGGUGGCUCCGCUCCCUCGUCUCCCCGCUCAGGAAGCUCUGGUGCAACAUCAACACCGUGCCGAGGAAGAAGAGAGGGAUCUACAUCCUGUACGACGACGUCAAGUCGUGCCAGUGCGAGGACGUGCACGUGCUCUGGUCCAUCCUCGUCGAGUCCCACGGCCUCCCGCCGCCCACACCGCCGGUGCUCCGGCUCACGCGGUGA
Molecule: messenger RNA, 207 nt
Organism: Triticum turgidum subsp. durum (durum wheat)
Lineage: Eukaryota; Viridiplantae; Streptophyta; Magnoliopsida; Poales; Poaceae
Source: the annotation of a GenBank genome assembly